Molecule: messenger RNA, 1714 nt
Organism: Vespula pensylvanica (western yellowjacket)
Lineage: Eukaryota; Metazoa; Arthropoda; Insecta; Hymenoptera; Vespidae
Gene: Hel25E
Product: ATP-dependent RNA helicase WM6
Exons: 11
Coding region: 148-1422 (424 amino acids)
Biological process (GO): mRNA splicing, via spliceosome; mRNA export from nucleus
Molecular function (GO): RNA binding; ATP binding; RNA helicase activity
Source: RefSeq, a predicted model, not a curated record
ACUAGCGCACAUAUAAACAACGAACUCACACGAAAACCUUUCUUGCCUAUAUGAAUUUGGUCUUCCUACUUCUGGGUAUUGUAGAACCGAGGAUCGAACCGUUAACUUUAAUUCUAAGGUUAUAGUAACAUACUUUAGCAUCUUAACAUGGCAGAUAACGACGAUCUUUUGGAUUACGAAGAUGAGGAACAAACUGAACAAGUAGUCGAUGGAAGUGGAGAUGUUCCUGCUAAAAAAGAAGUAAAAGGCACAUAUGUGUCUAUUCACAGCAGUGGUUUUAGGGAUUUUCUUCUUAAACCAGAAAUUUUAAGAGCGAUAGUUGAUUGUGGAUUUGAGCAUCCUUCUGAAGUACAACAUGAAUGUAUUCCUCAAGCCGUGCUUGGUAUGGAUAUUCUGUGUCAAGCAAAAUCUGGUAUGGGAAAAACCGCUGUAUUUGUAUUAGCCACAUUGCAGCAGUUGGAGUUAACAGAAAACCAAGUCUAUGUCUUAGUAAUGUGUCAUACGAGAGAACUUGCAUUUCAAAUUAGUAAGGAAUAUGAGAGAUUCAGCAAAUACAUGCCUUAUGUAAAGGUAGCUGUUUUCUUUGGUGGACUACCAAUCCAAAAGGAUGAAGAAGUUUUGAAGAAUACUUGCCCUCAUAUUGUAGUAGGCACUCCAGGUCGUAUUCUUGCUCUUGUUCGGAAUAAAAAGUUGAACCUUAAACAUUUGAAGCACUUCAUACUUGAUGAAUGCGACAAAAUGCUUGAAUUGUUAGAUAUGCGCAGGGAUGUACAGGAGAUAUUUAGAAGCACACCACAUGGUAAACAAGUCAUGAUGUUCAGCGCUACACUGUCCAAAGAGAUCCGCCCUGUCUGCAAGAAAUUUAUGCAAGAUCCCAUGGAAGUCUAUGUUGACGACGAAGCGAAGCUCACGUUACACGGCCUACAACAACAUUACGUGAAACUCAAAGAAAAUGAGAAAAACAAGAAGCUUUUUGAAUUAUUAGAUGUUCUUGAAUUCAAUCAGGUAGUGAUAUUUGUAAAAUCAGUGCAAAGAUGCAUGGCUCUUGCACAACUUCUAACAGAACAAAAUUUUCCUGCUAUUGGUAUCCAUAGAGGAAUGACGCAAGAGGAGCGUUUAUCAAGAUACCAACAAUUCAAAGAUUUCCAAAAACGAAUUUUAGUAGCUACUAAUUUAUUUGGACGAGGAAUGGACAUUGAACGUGUUAAUAUUGUAUUUAAUUAUGACAUGCCCGAAGAUUCUGAUACAUACCUCCAUAGAGUAGCACGAGCUGGACGUUUUGGUACAAAGGGUCUUGCUAUCACGUUAGUAAGCGACGAAAACGACGCCAAAAUAUUGAACGAUGUACAGGAACGUUUUGAUGUAAACAUUACAGAAUUACCAGAUGAAAUAGACCUUGCAUCAUAUAUUGAAGGACGAUAAGUCAGAUCUCAGUGCAAAUCAAGUUUAAACUAUAUUAGAUUUCAUAUAGUACGACUGUUCUUACAAUUGAUGUAGGAUGAAGAUAAAUAACUCAAACACUGAAUAGAUUGAACACGGACAAAAUAUACUUUUUGCAGUAUAUCUGUGCUAUUCGUAACUCGCGUUUCAUAUACAUACACGCAGUUUAUUUUCCUCAAAAAUCAGAAAUUUAGUGAAUAUGAAACAUUGAUAUGAUCGCACUAUCAUAAAUGUUCUUUUAAAUUUCACAAUAAAAUAUACAAAUGUCGGUAAA